UUAGGGGGACAGCAGCCAUCACAGCGUGUGGCAGCUCCAGAAGUGAGUGCACAAGACUGUUUUUUCUCUAUAAUGAUCAAAGCGGUGAAAACAUGAUCGUUUUCAUUUAGCCUGUUUCGGAUAACUCUGUUUGAAUCGGGAUUAAAACAGUUUACCGGUGUCGUGGCAGCCUAAUUGUGGAAUAAUCCGAAUGAUGUAAACGUGUAGAAUUACCCCCUGGACCAGAGUAAUGCUGCAGCAGCCUCAGCUUUCAUCAUUUUCUCCAAAACAUCUGACUCUGGUGCUUCAAUAACGAGUGGAACUCUCCUCAACUCCGUGCGUAAAACACCCAACUCCCCCGUUAUGAGCGUGGUACGAGCCAACAGUGCUUGGCAUCCACACAACAAAUCACUCCAGUGCCUCAGAUUGACCAGCAGCGGAGACCUGGAGCUUAUUUAGACUUUUGGAGAGGACACUGCGCAUGAACGUCUACCAUACCAAGGUGAACAUCCUGCGCCAACCAGAGACAGGGAUUCCCCACCUUCAAUGGGGCGGGUGGAGGAGAACGAUGUACCGGAGGAAAGUAGGGGCCAUAGUCUGACGGAUGGCGAUGCUCCAUCGUCCUGCUUCUCUCGGGAGGACAUCUGCGACACAGGUGAUGCGAAAGAAGAAGAUGCGCUCCGUGUUCAGCCGGAGUCAUGUCUUCCAGCUGGAGACCACUUUUGAACUGAAACGCUACCUGAGCAGCUCGGAGCGAGCUGGGCUGGCGGCCUCGCUGCAGCGCACGGAGGCCCAGGUGAAAAUCUGGUUUCAAAACCGCAGAAACAAGUGGAAGAGACAGAUUGCUGCGGACGUGGACGCCAGCAGCGGCCCCUACGAUGCCCAGAGGGCCGUUGGCGUUCCCGUGCUGUAUCACGAGAAUGUGACCACCAGUGGCUGGCUUUUCAAGUUAACUACCCACUGAUCUGGGGUCGCUUCUAACACCACAGAUGACUUUAGGGCUGGAAGUGAGGCCAUGAAAACCCACCGUAAUGUUCUGACACCAAUUAUUCAAAUAAUGCAGCUGCAAAAAUGUCCAUUUUAGUUCAGGUUCAUCUUCUUCCACUGCAGUGGAGAUGAUUCAUCCUGUGUUUAACCGUUUCUUAGAUGUUUCUAGACAAGUUUAACAAAUACAGCCAGAUUUACAGUAGAUUAAAGAUGAUCUACUGUAGACUAUGGCCAUUUAAAAAACCCUAAACAAGAUCAUUUCUCCCCCUCAUCAGCCAUUUCCCCCCAGCUUAGUUUAAAUACAAGUCAUUUUAAGACUCUUUGAUAAAUGUAGCAACGAUGAUGGAUAUUUUUGGACUACUGAAGCUGCCAAUCCUGGGUUUCACAUAAAUUAUUCGUGCAUACAGGCUCAAAUAAGGCAAAAUAAGAUUCACCAGCUUUUGUAAACCUAUGAAAAAACUCAAAUACAGGAACAUGAAAGCAUAGAAAAGACGAAGUUCAGUAGAAGAUCUGGGAAUGCUAAAAUCAAAAAGGGUGAACAAAUUAUAUCAAUGGAGAUGUUUCAAAAAGGGUAAACUGCUCAGAUGUGUCUGAAACGCGAAGUUCACACAACGAAGACAAAGACAAACAUACAUCAUUUUACAAGCUUUGCUUUUACAGAUAAUCUCUGUGCCAAACUUUACAAGCUCUUCUGUAUUUGGUUAUAUUCAAACUCACUAGAAAUCUUACAUUCACAAAUGAUUUCACUGGUUUUCUAAGUCUUCGUCUGUUGUUUUCCAACUAUAUCUAGUUUGAGCCUGUAACUUAUGCACUGCCUCUUUUGAACUUGAUCGUUAAUGAAAAGACAUUUGUGUUUGAGAUGCUGGAUGUUGUGGUCGCUGCCUGCAG
Molecule: messenger RNA, 1854 nt
Organism: Monopterus albus (swamp eel)
Lineage: Eukaryota; Metazoa; Chordata; Actinopteri; Synbranchiformes; Synbranchidae
Product: homeobox protein HMX1-like
Exons: 3
Coding region: 584-943 (119 amino acids)
Biological process (GO): regulation of transcription by RNA polymerase II
Cellular component (GO): nucleus
Molecular function (GO): DNA-binding transcription factor activity, RNA polymerase II-specific; RNA polymerase II transcription regulatory region sequence-specific DNA binding
Source: RefSeq, a predicted model, not a curated record